Messenger RNA from Amphimedon queenslandica, 1764 nucleotides. Its product is annotated as myosin heavy chain, clone 203-like. Bases 54 to 1727 code for a protein of 557 amino acids. The record is from RefSeq and is a predicted model, not a curated record. NCBI's taxonomy places the organism in Eukaryota, Metazoa, Porifera, Demospongiae, Haplosclerida, Niphatidae. The transcript is spliced from 5 exons.
AAUCCUUACAGGUUGAAGUGUCCAGUAAGCAGUUAGUUCAAUGCAAAGAUGACAUGCUAGCUAAUAACAAACUAAUACGACAGCUCCAGGAAGAAAUAGAACUAUACCAGGAGCAGCUUCAAAUUCAUAACUCUGACGAGAAAAGAGAAAGCAUGAAACAUCGAGAUCAACUUGAAGAAAAUGAAACAGCGAAACGGAAACUUGUCGAGAAACUCGAACGAGCCAACGAAGAGAUAUCGUCGCUCAUGGACCGACUGAAUUCACUUCAACACUCGUCGCUCCUUGCCAGUCAGCUUGAGGGAGAAGUGAGUGUUCUUCGUCAGUCUUUGGCAGAGCAGCAGAAGUUGAGACAGGAGCAUCAGCGAGGGAGAGAGGCAAUGGAGAGAGAGAGUGAGAGGUGGAAGGGCGAGAGGAGCGAGAUGAAGAAGAGACUGCAGCAGUGUAACCAGCAGUUGUCUGAGAUGCAGCAGAGAUCAGAGGAAUGGAGGGCAGAGAGAGAGAGACUUCACUCAAAAAUAAAAGAGGUUCAGUUAAGUUUUGAUGAGAAGGUGAGAGAGGUUGAGGGAUUACGAGAGACUCUGAGGACAGUUGAGAAAUCAAGCGACACUGAUAGACUUUCCAUGGAAGCUUCCAUCAAUGAGAUGCAACAAGAACUUAAUAAAAGAUCACAGCAAGUAAUGGAUCUUGAUGCUUUAUUACGGAGACAUCAAGCAGAGACUGCUACAAAGACUCUUCAGCUGGAGCGUAAUUUAGCUCAGAGGCAAGCCGACCUCAGGCAGCAGACACAAGAAAUGGAAGACCUCUCACAGAAAUAUGUCAAAGCAUGCAAAACAAUACAGGAGUUAGAAGAAGAUCUGAGAAGACCUCGUCAUAAAGACACAGGUAUCACAACCAGACUGCAUCAGUUAGAGCAGCAAAGAGAGUCCCUUGAGAUUGAGUUGGAAAACACUAAACAAAGAGAGAACAUCUCAAAAGAGCAAACGAAGCAAGUCCUCCAGCGAAACCAUCAACUCCAAGAGGAGCUCUUGCAGACCAAGCGACAGCUAGAAAGGUCUGGAGGAGCUCGAGAUGGCGAGAUUAAAACCCGUGACGAACUUAUAAGUAAACUAGAGACCCAGAUAAAAGAACUGGAGCUGAGAGAAGGGACUGGACAAGAAGAAGUUGCUAGAUGUAGAGCUCAAGUUGCUUCACUGUCAGCUGAGUUAUCAGUUGAGAGACAAAUGCUAGAAGAGACAAGAGAACAACUUGCUAUCUCUAGAGUUGGAUCAUCAGUAGCUCAGAGCAUGUCAUCUUUACCUUCUUCAACCACGACUCUACCAAUAGCUUCUUCUAUACAUUAUAAUUCACUCACCAACAAGUCAACCUUUACUACCGGAUCUCAAGGAUCAGCUACUCCUCCAAGUGUAGCUUCAAGCACUACCUCUAAAGCUAGCAUUCCUUCAACACACUCUUCAUCUUAUUCUGCUAUAUCUUCAACACUGCCCAUACACUCUGUAACUUCAUCCACAAAAAAGACAAGCAUACUACCCACCACCUCAUCCUUGACUUCUUCUCUACCUUACAGCCAUCAGCAACCGGUUUCCAUUCCUAUUCUCUCAUUUGGUGGUCCUGGUACCAGAUCUGGGGGUUUGGAGUAUGGGCUCAGUGAAGGUGGAAGGGAAUCAAGUUAUGGAAGUAUUGUCAGUGAUGUGGAGUAUCUGGAACUACCUUCAAAGCAAGCAAAGUAAAAUUCAUGUUUGGGUUUUUUGGGGGAAUUAUAUUUUG